This is a messenger RNA of Octodon degus (degu), 622 nucleotides long. It is a transcript of the gene Fam240a, whose product is annotated as family with sequence similarity 240 member A. Lineage: Eukaryota; Metazoa; Chordata; Mammalia; Rodentia; Octodontidae. The transcript is spliced from 3 exons. The record is from RefSeq and is a predicted model, not a curated record. The coding region runs from base 50 to 280 and encodes 76 amino acids.
UGAGCCCAGGCUCUGUGCAUGCAUCGGCAGCAGGCUCUUCUCUAAGGGCAUGAACCACCAGUACACACGCCGUGAGGUCUUCUGCGGGAACACCUGCCACGACCUCACGUGCUUCUGGGAGCGGGAGAUCCGCAAGCAGAUGUGGCGCCGGCAGUCGGAGGAGCACCGCCUGGGCCGCAGCGCCCUGAGAAAGCUGCGGGAAGAAUGGAGGCAGAAGCUGGAAUCCAAGCUGGGGCUGCGGAGCCCAGAGCAGACAGAGAAGCGGCAGAGCCCCAGCUGAGCGGCAGCCCCUGCACCCGUCUACCCGAGAGUCCCUGCGUCCCCGACAGCGGACCCAGGAGAGGGCUGCCCUUCCAUCUGGCCCAAGCCCUUCAGGGACAUCGGGGCGCUGCCCACUGUCCCGGCUCCACCCUGGGUUCCCGAGCCAGCUUCACUCACGGAAUCUUCUGAUUUUGGAAUCUGCAUACUUUUAAUUCCUGAGCGCACCGAGAGGGGUCCAAUCUCGUGCCAGGCUCACCCACCACAGGGCAGCCUCAUUCAGUCCUUUCUCCUGGAAAAUCCGGUUUCCUGCAACCCCUUCUGUUUGCUUUGUAGGGAGAGAGAAACGCCCCUACCUGUAGAA